This is a messenger RNA of Priapulus caudatus, 2138 nucleotides long. Its product is annotated as pre-rRNA processing protein FTSJ3-like. The record is from RefSeq and is a predicted model, not a curated record. Lineage: Eukaryota; Metazoa; Priapulida; Priapulimorpha; Priapulimorphida; Priapulidae. Gene Ontology annotation, cellular component: preribosome, large subunit precursor; nucleolus; nucleus. Gene Ontology annotation, molecular function: rRNA (uridine-2'-O-ribose)-methyltransferase activity; rRNA (guanine) methyltransferase activity. Gene Ontology annotation, biological process: maturation of 5.8S rRNA from tricistronic rRNA transcript (SSU-rRNA, 5.8S rRNA, LSU-rRNA); rRNA methylation; maturation of LSU-rRNA from tricistronic rRNA transcript (SSU-rRNA, 5.8S rRNA, LSU-rRNA).
UGUUUCUGCAACAUGUGCGAAAGUACGCACGAAGGAACCGUCCUGGUUGUUUAGAUCCGUAUAGAUUGUUUACAAACAAAUAAUCAGAUAUGGCGAAGAAAACGAAGACAGGGAAGUCAAGGAAGGACAAGUUUUACAAGUUAGCUAAAGAAACCGGCUAUCGAAGCAGAGCCUCAUUCAAGUUGAUACAACUGAAUCGCAAGUUUGAGUUUCUGCAGAAAUGUCAAGUUCUGGUGGAUCUGUGUGCGGCUCCUGGUGGCUGGUUGCAGGUGGCAUCCAAGUUCAUGCCAGUAUCGAGCCAGAUCAUAGGUAUCGAUCUUGUGCCGAUAAAAUCAAUACCCAACGUCAUUGCACUCCAGGGGGACAUCACGACAGAAAAGAGCAGAUUGGUGAGCUUGUCGACGCUCACGCUGUCGGCGCUGAAGCUUGCGACGGAGUUCCUGCGCAAGGGCGGCUGGUUCGUGACGAAGGUGUUCCGCUCGCGAGACUACACGUCGCUGCUGUGGGUCUUCAACCAGCUGUUCCGGCGCGUGCACGCGACGAAGCCGCAGGCGUCGCGACACGAGUCUGCAGAGAUCUUCGUCGUCUGCCGCGGCUUCAAGGCGCCGGACAAGAUCGAUCCGAAGUUCUUCGAUCCGAAGCUUGUGUUCAGCGAUGUUGAAGCCGAGCAGAAGAAGAUGACCGUCAAGCAGCUGAUAAUGCAGGGGAAGAAGAUAUUCAAGGCACCGGCGGAGGGUUACGAGGAUGGUAUCACGUCCCUCUACCGCAAGCUCAGCGCCUCGGAGUUCUUACAUUCUGACAAUCACGUAGAACUGCUCAGCAACUGUACGGAGAUGGUUUUCGACGACCCAGAGUUGGCUGGACACGCGCUGACCACCCCCGAGCUGAGAGAGUGCGCGAAGGAUGUGAAGGUGCUGGGACGACAGGAGCUGAGGUUACUUCUUGCCUGGAGGAAGAAGAUGCUGGCAUACAUGGAGGCGACGCAGCCGCAGCAGCCGGAAGCUGAGCCACUCGACCUGAAGAUGGCGCUGCCAAACGACGCGCCGUUGACGGCGUACGACGACGAGAUCUUCAGCCUCUCGCGCAUCAAGAGCAAGAAGCAACUGGCCGAGGUCAAGGUCGGAAAGGAGGUGAUGGACAACGAACAUGACGAGGAGCAGGAGCAGGAGGAGGAGCAAGCGGGAAAGAAGCCGCGAGCGGUCUAUGACCGAUACGAGGAAGAUUCCGACGGGGAAGAUGAGGAGGAUGAGGAGGAGGGCGGGGAGGAAGACACCGAUGACGACGACGAGGACGACAGCGACGACGCGGCGGACGACGACGACGAUGAGAACCCCCUGGUGGUGGAUCUGAGCAACGAGUCGCGCAGCGUGCGCGGCCGGCGCCAGGCCGACCUCUGGUUCGAGAAGGACGUCUUCGAGGGCAUGGAGGACGAUGAGGACGAGGACGUGGAGGUGAUGGAGGCGGCGAGGGCUUACGAGAAACGAGGCGGCGUCGUGCUAGGGAACGUCGCCACGAAGCGACAACCAGAGCAGAAGAAAGCGGAGAAGUCGAAGAAUAAACAGAAGAAGAAGGCCGAGGCGGCGAGCGACGGGGAGAACUUUCCGCCAGCAGGGGGCGCCGACGACAACAGUGACUCGUCACGGCUUUGCUGGGAGUCGGACGAUGACGAGGAGGAGGGAGGGUCGGACGGGGAGGAGGUGGCAGGCGCAGAGACGGACUCGGGGGAGGACAGCGAUUACGACAUUGGGGAAGCCGUGCGAGGAGGAGGAGGAGGAGGCAAGCAGACGAAGACGACGAAGGAGAAGACUCGGCAGCAGGCGGAGAAGGACGGCUUCGAGAUCGUGGCGGCGGGGCGACCUGGCAAGAGGAAGUUGGAUCCGGCGGGUCUGGCGCUCGGGGCGAUGAUGGUGAACUCGAGGAAGAGUAGGCGGGAGAUCGUUGACAACGCCUUUAACAGGUACACGACCGGCCCUGAGGAUCACCUGCCCGACUGGUUCGCACAGGACGAGAAGAAACACUACAGGAAGCAGCUGCCUGUCACCAAGGACAUGGUGAGGGAGUACAAACAGCAGCUCUUGGAGAUCAACGCCCGUCCAAUCAAGAAGCUAGCCGAAGCCAAGGCAAGAAAGAAGAGAAGG